This is a messenger RNA of Mus musculus (house mouse), 3933 nucleotides long. RefSeq names its product eukaryotic translation initiation factor 4E nuclear import factor 1 (gene Eif4enif1). The transcript is spliced from 19 exons. The coding region runs from base 483 to 3434 and encodes 983 amino acids. Gene Ontology annotation, cellular component: cytoplasm; PML body; cytosol. Gene Ontology annotation, biological process: mRNA stabilization; P-body assembly; negative regulation of translation. The record is from RefSeq and is a predicted model, not a curated record. Gene Ontology annotation, molecular function: kinase binding; nuclear export signal receptor activity. Lineage: Eukaryota; Metazoa; Chordata; Mammalia; Rodentia; Muridae.
GCGGGGGGCGGCAGAGGCGCGAGGCGCGCGGGCGGCCGGCGGGCAGCAGGCGGGCCUGCGCCGGCUCUAGGCGGCCGACCUGUGGACUUGGUCCCUGCUCCCUGCGGCCCGCCUCCUUCCGUGAGUACCGUCCCUGCCCUUCUUCCGGAGGAGCCUCUAGCCCGGGGCCUGGGUGAGGGGCCAGGGGUUCGUUGGAGGAGUGGAGUUUCCCAGAGGAGGCCCGCACCGGCCCUCCCUCGCCGCGGACGCCCCUCACAUGGCCACAGGUGUGGCCGGCUGAGAGAGGUGCUCUCCGGCCGGUUCCCCAGCCCCUCUCGCUCGGGUAAUAAGGGGCAGCUGGUGCCAUCCAUUGACAAGUGACAGGCACUUUCCAGCAGCCCGACUUGCCGGAUCGGCAGCCCAACCAGUCCUACCUCUACUCUACUCCGGGAAACUUCACCACCACCGCCGCCAGGUGCAAAAAUAUUGUACACCAAGAAGCCAUGGAGAAAAGUGUGGCUGAAACAGAAAAUGGAGAUGCUUUCCUUGAGCUGAAGAAACUGCCCACCUCCAAAUCCCCCCAUCGCUAUACGAAAGAGGAGCUCUUGGAUAUAAAAGAACGUCCAUACUCCAAGCAGAGGCCAUCAUGCCUCUCUGAAAAAUAUGACAGUGAUGGUGUCUGGGACCCUGAGAAGUGGCAUGCCUCUCUCUACCCAGCCUCGGGGCGGAGCUCACCAGUGGAAAGUCUGAAGAAAGAGUCAGAAUCCGAUCGACCUUCUCUGGUGCGCAGAAUAGCAGAUCCACGAGAGCGAGUGAAAGAAGAUGACUUAGAUGUUGUUCUCAGCCCACAGAGACGAAGCUUUGGAGGUGGCUGCCAUGUGACAGCUGCUGUUAGCUCCCGACGAUCUGGCAGUCCAUUGGAGAAAGACAGUGAUGGACUUCGCCUGCUUGGUGGACGAAGAAUUGGCAGUGGAAGGAUAAUUUCUGCCCGGGCCUUUGAAAAGGAUCACCGUCUCAGUGAUAAGGACCUGCGAGACUUGAGAGACCGAGACAGAGAGAGGGACUACAAGGACAAACGUUUCAGGAGGGAGUUUGGAGAUAGUAAACGUGUCUUUGGUGAGCGUAGAAGAAACGAUUCAUACACUGAGGAAGAACCAGAAUGGUUUUCAGCUGGACCCACCAGUCAGUCUGAAACCAUAGAGCUGACUGGCUUUGAUGAUAAGAUUCUAGAGGAGGAUCACAAAGGCAGAAAAAGAACAAGGCGACGGACUGCCUCUGUGAAGGAAGGCAUAGUGGAGUGCAAUGGAGGGGUGGCUGAAGAGGACGAGGUGGAAGUCAUUCUGGCCCAGGAGCCCUCUGCUGAUCAGGAAGUUCCAAGGGAUGUCAUCCUACCUGAGCAGUCCCCAGGAGAAUUUGACUUUAAUGAAUUCUUUAACCUUGAUAAGGUGCCAUGCUUGGCUUCGAUGAUAGAAGAUGUUCUGGGGGAAGGAUCGGUCUCUGCCAGCCGCUUCAGUAGGUGGUUCUCUAACCCAAGCCGGUCAGGGAGCAGAUCCAGCAGCCUUGGAUCCACACCCCAUGAAGAACUUGAGAGACUGGCAGGUUUGGAGCAAGCCGUCCUCUCUCCUGGACAGAACUCGGGGAAUUAUUUUGCUCCUAUACCAUCGGAAGACCAUGCUGAAAAUAAAGUGGACAUUUUAGAAAUGCUACAGAAAGCCAAAGUAGAUUUAAAACCUCUUCUUUCUAGCCUUUCUGCAAAUAAAGAAAAACUUAAGGAGAGCUCACAUUCAGGGGUUGUACUUUCAGUGGAAGAGGUAGAAGCAGGGCUGAAGGGCUUGAAAGUGGACCAGCAAAUGAAGAAUUCAACUCCCUUCAUGGCAGAACAUUUAGAGGAGACCCUGAGUGCUGCGAGUAGCAAUAGACAGCUCAAGAAAGAUGGAGAUAUGACUGCAUUCAACAAGCUAGUGAACACCAUGAAGGCAAGUGGAACUUUGCCUACCCAGCCCAAAGUCAGUCGAAACGUUGAAAGUCACUUAUUGGCCCCUGCUGAGAUUCCAGGCCAGCCUGUUUCUAAAAACAUCCUACAGGAACUUCUGGGUCAACCGGUUCAGAGACCCGCUUCUUCCAAUCUUCUCAGUGGCCUUAUGGGGAGCUUGGAGGCUACUGCAUCUUUAUUGAGCCAAAGAGCGCCCUCUCCUCCAAUGUCACAGGUAUUUCGAACUCAAGCAGCCUCAGCAGACUACCUUCAUCCAAGGAUACCAUCACCAAUAGGUUUCCCUUCAGGACCCCAGCAACUACUUGGAGAUCCAUUCCAAGGCAUGCGCAAGCCCAUGAGUCCUGUCUCAGCCCAGAUGAGCCAGCUAGAAUUGCAGCAAGCUGCUUUGGAGGGGCUGGCCCUACCACAUGACCUUGCAGUCCAGACAGCACCCUUCUACCAGCCUGGUUUUAGCAAACCACAAGUGGACAGAACCAGAGAUGGGCUCAGAAACAGGCAACAGCGAAUGUCAAAGUCACCAGCACCCAUGCAUGGUGGAAAUUCCUCUUCCCCAGCUCCUGCUGCCUCCAUCACAAGCAUGCUUUCUCCUUCCUUCACCCCUACCUCAGUGAUCCGGAAGAUGUAUGAAAGCAGAGAGAAAACCAAGGAGGAAAUGGCACCUGGAAUGGUGGUUCCUGGUGAUGGUAAAGAGGAUACUCAGAAGACCAGCGAAGAGAACCUGCUGUCAUCCAAUCCCAUACCCAAUACUGAUCAAGACUCUUCUACGACAAAUCCUAAGCUUUCAACAUUACAGCGGUCUUCAUGUUCCACCCCACUCUCCCAGACCAGCCGUUAUACCAAAGAACAAGAUUAUCGACCUAAAACAGCAGGAAGGAAAACACCUACCUUGGCAUCCCCAGUCCCAGGAACACCUUUUCUCCGCCCUACCCACCAAGUUCCCCUUGUCCCUCAUGUUCCUAUUGUUCGACCUGCACACCAGCUUCACCCAGGAUUAGUCCAAAGGUUGAUAGCCCAAGGGGUACAUCCACAGCAUCUUCCAAGUUUGCUCCAAGCUGGUGUGCUUCCUCCUGGGAUAGACAUGGCUCCUUUACAGGGGCUAUCUGGCCCACUCCUGGGUCAACCCUUGUACCCUUUGGUCUCUGCUGCUAGUCACCCUCUCCUAAACCCUCGUCCUGGGACCCCUCUGCAUUUGGCGGUGAUGCAGCAGCAGCUACAGCGCUCAGUUCUGCAUCCUCCAGGCUCUAGUUCCCAGGCAGCAGCUAUCAGCGUUCAGACUCCUCAGAAUGUACCCAGCCGGUCGGGCAUGCCCCACAUGCACUCCCAGCUGGAGCAUCGUACCAGCCAAAGGAGCAGCUCCCCUGUGGGCCUUGCCAAAUGGUUUGGCUCAGAUGUGCUACAGCAGCCUCUGCCCUCCAUGCCCACCAAAGUCAUCAGUGUAGAUGAACUGGAAUAUAGACAGUGAAGAGGGCAGGCUGGCUCACCCAUACCUGGACCUGUGGUGACACCCUGGUCAUGACUCUCAUUCCCUCUUUGUAAUGGGCUUUUACAUUGGAGCACACUAUGUGAAGAUGUUUAGGGGAUCCACAUACCUACCAUGAUCUACAUUAUGACAGAAGGCUGUUAAAUCGAAUGAACCUACAUGGUUCAAAUACAAGGGAUACAAGAUUGUCAGUCCUGGAAGUCUUUCUUUUAUAAAAUAUGUGAAUGAAGUGUUGGUGUCUUCUAGAGGUGACACCUAAGGGUUCUGAAAAAAUAAAAUGUAUAGACCCUUAUGUACAGACCUGUGUAUAAACUUUUGUACAUACAAAUAGGGUAGCUUUUUUUGAACUUAUACAUACAGCUGUACAUAAAGUAACUAUCAGUUAGGCUUGUGUCAACUGUUUGGAUUUUUUUCACUUGAAUAUUUGGGACUUUUUCUUUUGGUUUAUUAAAAGUUACAUAUGCCACGUGUGUGAACGAUA